GAUCUCCUGGACGAGGCCGCGGCAGUCUGCAGGAAGUGAAGUUUCGUCCCCAGCAGAAAGCCCCGUACCAGAGAUCGCGGGGGGCCCCAGCACUCGGACCCCCGCGAUGUAUAACUUAUCCCCUAUCCCUCGGGUAGGGGAUAAGUUAUUUUGCACUAUAAAUGUCCUUUAAGAUUAAGGUGCAAAAAUGAUGAACACAAGAAGAAAAAGGCGAGGAACCGGGUAUAUGUUCUCCAGACCCUUCUGUAAACAUGGCGUUGUCCCUUUGGCAACAUACAUGCGCAUCUACAAGAAGGGCGAUAUUGUGGACAUUAAGGGUAUGGACACCAUUCAAAAAGGCAUGCCACAUAAGUGUUACCAUGGCAAGACUGGCCGGAUCUACAAUGUUACACAGCAUGCUGUGGGUAUCACUGUGAACAAACAGAUCAAGGGUAAGACCCUUGCUAAGAGAAUCAACGUUCGUGUGGAGCACAUUCGCCACUCCAAGAGCAGAGACAGCUUCCUGCAGCGUGUCAAGGAGAAUGAAAGGAAGAAAAAGGAAGCCAAGGAGAAUUGCACUUGGAUCAAACUGAAGCAUCAGCCAGCCCAACCAAGCAAAGCUCACUUUGUGUGCACUUAUAGAAAGGAACCUGAGCUCCUUGAGCCAGUUCCCUAUGAGUUUUUGGCAUGAAGUCACCAUUAAAACCUUGUUCUUUUUGGAACCCAAUGCGUGUCUGAUUCUGUGUUACAUUGUAUACCACUAAUUAUAAAUGAAAAUUACAUACUGUCCUAUAAGGGAAAAAAAAAAAAAAGCAAGACUACAUUUUGCCAAAAUGAACUUGAGUAAGCCAAAAUCCUUCUGGGAAAACGUCUUGUGGGCAGAUAAGACCAAGAGAGCUUUUUGGUAAAGCACAUCAUUCUACUGUUUACUGAAAACGGAAUGAGGCCUACAAAGGAGAGAACACAGUACCUACAGUGAAAUGAUGUUUUGGGGUUGUUUGCUGCCUCCGGCACUGGGUGCCUCGAAUGUGUGCAAGACAUCCUGAAAUCUGAGGAUUACCAAAUGAUUUUGGGUCGCACUGUACAGCCCAGUGUCAGAAAGCUGGGUUUGAGUCCGAGAUCUUGGGUCUUCCAGCAGGACAAUGACCCCAAACAUAUGUCAAAAAGUACCCAGAAAUGGAUGGAAACAAACUGCUGGAGAGUUCUGAAAUGGCCUGCAAUGAGUCCAGUUCUAAAUACCAUUGAACACCUGUGGACAGAUCUUAAAAUUGCUGUUGGGAAAAAGCGAGACCUGGACCAGUUUGCAAAGUAAGAGUGGUCCAACAUUCCGGCUCAGAGGUGUAAGAAGCUUAUUGAUGGUUAUAGGAAGCGACUCAUCUAAGUUAUUUUUUCCAAAAAGUGUGCAACUAAAUAUGAAGUUAAGGGUGCUAAUAAUUUUGUCCAGCCCAUUUUUGGAGUUUGGUAUGACAUGAUGUCCAAUUUGCUUUUUUUCCUC
Hyla sarda is the source of this 1474-nucleotide messenger RNA. Its product is annotated as 60S ribosomal protein L21-like. Bases 188 to 670 code for a protein of 160 amino acids. The transcript has a single exon. Gene Ontology annotation, biological process: translation. Gene Ontology annotation, cellular component: ribosome; cytosolic large ribosomal subunit. The record is from RefSeq and is a predicted model, not a curated record. Lineage: Eukaryota; Metazoa; Chordata; Amphibia; Anura; Hylidae. Gene Ontology annotation, molecular function: structural constituent of ribosome.